CACUUCACUGUCUUUGACGGCCUGUAGGAAAACGUAGAUCGCCUCCCCCGCACCGGCAGCAGCGGCAUCAGUGCGCGCUUUUACCCGAUAAUUCGACUCAAACGGCCUCCUGUCAGUGGGGAAAUCAGCGGACAUGUCUUUUCUCGGCGUCAUCGGCAAACAACUGAAGAGCCAUCCCGCUCUGAUCCCCCUCUUCAUCUUCAUCGGUGGUGGGGUGACCAUGAGCGGCGCCUACUUGGCUCGACUGGCUCUGAAAAACCCAGACGUCUCGUGGGAUCGCAAGAACAACCCUGAGCCCUGGAACAAACUGGAGCCCACUCAGCAGUACAAACUGUUCGCAGUGAACAUGGACUACUCCAAGCUGAAGAAGGACAGGCCUGAUUUCUAAGUGGCUGCGUCUCUGACGUUGUCAGCAGUGUGAAGAGCCUUUUGCACCUUUGAAUAUAUAUUUGUGAAAUGAAAUGAGUGAAAGUGACGCCGCACACCCAGUGAGAGUAAAGGCAGGGGAUCAUUCACAGCAUCGAUGGCUGACUGAAUAAAGCAGGCAACCACCUGUUUUACUAAUUUAUGAAUUUAUUUUUUGACUAUGUUGUAAAUCAUUAAAACUGUUUCAAUCACACUUGUAUGUGUGUUUUCGAUGCUACUGUAUUUGAAAUAACAGAUUUUGAGGGAUCAAGGA
Messenger RNA from Solea senegalensis (Senegalese sole), 679 nucleotides. Its product is annotated as cytochrome c oxidase subunit NDUFA4-like. The coding region runs from base 134 to 388 and encodes 84 amino acids. The record is from RefSeq and is a predicted model, not a curated record. NCBI's taxonomy places the organism in Eukaryota, Metazoa, Chordata, Actinopteri, Pleuronectiformes, Soleidae. The transcript is spliced from 4 exons.